AUGAACUACUAUGAGGCGCUCGAGGUGCCAUCAACCGCUUCAGCGGAUGUGAUCAAAGACCGAUUUUGGCUAAUAAAUGGCACCCAGUCAAAAAUAGGGGAAGCACGACUGCUUCAGAGAGACUCAAACUGGCAAGUUGCAGAUCCGGAGAAACGAUCCACGUAUGAUCUAUCCCAACGUCAGACUGGCCAAGGGAAGUUUACAUCCCUCCUUCCGUGUGGAGUCGGCUCAUGGUUGGUGCAAACAUGUUUGGCCACGAUCGCCAAGCAAGUUUCCACCUGUCGCGCUCGUGCCUGUCCGAAAGAUUGCAUUUCAAUCUGGCCUUCUGCCACUUGGUAUGAACUCUCUGCGGCCCCAGGAAUAUCAUUCUGCUCGUUUUGUUAUGAAGAGCACAUCGCAGUAACUCAGUUCGGCCAGGCAUUUAGAGAAGUGUCCGGCUUCCCACCACGGUCGAUGAAUUUUGGUUAUUGGGCACCACCCACGCAAAUUCUCUUCAAGGGAGCCCUCGAGACUGGAGAUUUGUCCUCACUUGCUGCAUAUCUCGAAGUUAGGGCUUCGAUACCUGACUGUUCGGGCGCCAGAGGGUACAUUCCAGGCCUAGAACCACGCAUGGAAUGGUUCACCCUCAAAGUGAAUCUUAACAAUUCUAAUGAUUCCUUGUCUGGUUUCAUCGUUUGUCGUGCAUGCUAUGAAGAUGUCGUGAUGGCAACUCCUCAUCAUAUCGAUUUUCGAAAACAUUUGCGCAAUCAAUUACCCGACCAGGUGUGGACCUGUGAUGUGGGUUAUGGGUGGGCUCGGUUUGUAUUCGAUCCAAUUGUUCCCGGCAACCGGGAUCUUGGGUGGAAUGCGGUUGUGACGAAGUUGUGUAGCGGGUUCAGAAAGAAAUGCUAUCGGAAGAGCGGGGAUAGCACCGACCUGUGGUGGAGGCUUCGGGAUGACCCAGACUUCAAGUCUCUUGCUGCUUGCGACCCUUGCCAUAAGAGGUUCAUUGCGCCUUCCGAUCACGUCAUGUUUGAAUCUGUAUCGCGGUCAGAGCCGCUCAUCUCGCCUUCUAACCAGGAACCCCUCCUGUCAUGCGCGAUGAGAGAUAGCCGUCCCCAAUGGGCUUGGGAGAAUGUUAGAUUCUCGGGUCUUCCUACGAGCACAUGGCGUGAUACAGCCCUUGUCGUUCUCCAUUGCGAACCCUGCACCUCCGAGGGAGAAGUUCGCAGGGAAUGGUAUCGGAUUACUUCAUCCCCAGACCUUUGCAAUAUUUGCUCAGGUUGUUACUAUACAGUUUUUUACACUCACGGAUUUGGUUCUUAUUUCUAUCGUGAUGCUGUGGACCCGGACGUCGGAGGGAUAUCACAGCGGAGAGUCUGUGAUCUAAAUCCCGACUCUCCGCGCUAUCUUCCGCUUGGCCUAAAGAUUGACGAAGCCUCUGCGUCGGCGAUAUUGAUAUUUUCCUCCAGUAUAUCCGAGAGAGGGCGGACUUGCACCCAUGCACAGGCCCUCAGCACGCCGACGAUCCCGAAAGCAGGAGAUGGUAUGGGGAUGGUGAAAGUUUCAUUGCCUGCGAGGAAUGUUAUUUCGACGUCAUUCGUAACGGCUCGUUGGCCCAACACGUGCAGCGGUGUGAUGCGCGAAGUUCAUCUCAAUACGGAUACUGCACACUAUGGUCGGGUCUCAUGAGGAGGCCGUGGGCGAAUGCUUCGCGGUGACCUGACGGAGUUCACAAACCUCUGUGAGAGUCGAGCCUGGGCUUUCAAGGAAACGGUGUUGAGGGCAAUGCAGAUGCGUCGGGAGAUUGCAGAACGGGAGCGGGGAACCCGAGAAACAAGUAAGGAGACUGAUACGAUAAAUAGGCUGUUUCAACGGUGGGAAGGUUGGUGUUGACACUUUCACUCCAUAAUGAACGUUCCAUAUCCCCCUGACCUCUAUGUAUUGCACGAAUAUACGUGCAACAGGGAUGACGUUCGCGUGUGCUCGUG
Messenger RNA from Cantharellus anzutake, 1970 nucleotides. RefSeq lists its product as uncharacterized. The coding region runs from base 1 to 1671 and encodes 556 amino acids. NCBI's taxonomy places the organism in Eukaryota, Fungi, Basidiomycota, Agaricomycetes, Cantharellales, Hydnaceae. The transcript is spliced from 3 exons. The record is from RefSeq and is a predicted model, not a curated record.